This is a messenger RNA of Cataglyphis hispanica, 1589 nucleotides long. RefSeq names its product protoheme IX farnesyltransferase, mitochondrial (gene Cox10). Gene Ontology annotation, molecular function: protoheme IX farnesyltransferase activity. The transcript is spliced from 7 exons. Gene Ontology annotation, biological process: heme biosynthetic process. The record is from RefSeq and is a predicted model, not a curated record. NCBI's taxonomy places the organism in Eukaryota, Metazoa, Arthropoda, Insecta, Hymenoptera, Formicidae. Bases 186 to 1424 code for a protein of 412 amino acids. Gene Ontology annotation, cellular component: membrane; mitochondrion.
AAUCUAUAAUAUAUGUUACAUGCAUGGAAGACCGUGGUUACGAAUAAUUACAUAUAGCGAUCGGUAAUAAGCAUGCUUGGUUAUCGAUAGAAUUACAUAACGGCAAAUAUAUGUUAAUAAUAAGAAUUAUGUUAACAAAUAAAAAAUUAAAUCAAUGGAAAUAAGCAAUUGCGUUUAGGGCUAUCAUGUUAUUUGUUACUCAUUCAAUAAAAAUAUGUCGGCACAUAUCAUGCAACUUUGUGUCAAAAUUUUCUAUCAUCACGUGUUCUGGCUUCCUAAGGCAAAAGUCGAUGAAAACUUUGCGUAUGGAGGAACCAACACAGUUGAUGGAAGAUGAUCGAUUGCAGAUUGGUGCAAUAAAUCCACUAAUUCCUUUUCCUACUAAGAAAAAUGCUGCAUGUGAAAUAAACAAGAAUCUACAUAAAGUAGAAAAGCCAGAAUGGAGAUCAAUAGUAGUCAAUUAUAAUAUACUUCAUAAGCAUUAUCUUAAGUUGUCAAAAAUUAAGUUGACAUCUCUUGUCGUAGCAACAACUAUGGCAGGAUAUGCAUUAGCUCCUGCACCAUUUGACAUUUACACAUUUGCAAUGUGCUCCCUUGGUACAGGCUUGGUUUCUGCUGCAGCAAAUGCAAUUAAUCAAUUUUUUGAAGUUCCAUUUGAUGCACAGAUGUCGCGGACGAAAAAUCGAGUAUUAGUAUGUGGUCAUUUGACGCCUGCUCAUGCAGUGGCAUUUGCAACAGUAUCUGGUAUUAUUGGAUUAUCAAUACUUUACUAUGAGGUGAACAGUGUGACAGCAAUGCUAGGUACUGCUAAUAUUAUUUUAUAUACACUCUUCUAUACUCCUAUGAAACGCAUCAGUAUUGUCAAUACGUGGAUUGGUUCUAUUGUUGGAGCAAUACCUCCUCUUAUGGGCUGGGCAGGUUGUACUAAUGAUAUACUCAUGCCAGGUGCUUGGAUUUUACCUGGUAUUCUGUACAUGUGGCAGUUUCCACACUUUAAUGCUCUUUCAUGGAACUUAAGACCAGAUUAUUCACGAGCUGGUUAUCGAAUGAUGGCUGUUACAAAUCCAAAUUUAUGUCGUAGAACAACUGUAAGAUAUACAAUAGCAUUAAUGGCUUUGUGUUACUUAGCUCCUAUAUUGGAUUUAACCCAUUGGUGGUUUGUACUGGCAUCAACCCCAAUCAAUAUAUCUUUCCUUUAUUUAGCCUGGAAAUUCAAUAAUCACUCGGAUAGUGCUAAUUCUAGAAGAUUAUUUCGAUUUUCGUUACUCCAUCUACCUCUAUUGAUGGUGCUGAUACUUUCAAGCAAAAAGUAUUGGACCAACGUGGAAAAAAAAGAGGAAAAUGUAUCUCUUUAUGAGACAGCAAAGAAAAGUGGCUUAUUAACUAUUUUUACAUCUAUUGCUUCAACAAUUUCAUCUGUGUGAUAGUAAUUUUAUAUUAAUAGUUUUUAACAAUAGUACAAAUUAUUAUACUGCAAACUUUGGAUUUAUCUGAUUUUUAAUAUCUUUCUUUCUCUCAUUAAUUAUGUAAGAUAAAAUUGUAUAAAACAGACCUUAGAUCUAAUCAAAUCUAGACUAUUUCAAGUUUAA